Molecule: messenger RNA, 4939 nt
Organism: Megachile rotundata (alfalfa leafcutting bee)
Lineage: Eukaryota; Metazoa; Arthropoda; Insecta; Hymenoptera; Megachilidae
Product: condensin-2 complex subunit D3
Biological process (GO): meiotic chromosome condensation; mitotic chromosome condensation
Cellular component (GO): condensin complex; condensed chromosome, centromeric region
Molecular function (GO): histone binding
Source: RefSeq, a predicted model, not a curated record
GUAUUGGUCCCUCCCUUACACUGGUUAAUGUUAAAUUGUCAAUUGGAGAUAUUUCCUUUCCCAUUUCUAUAAAAAUUGAAACCAUAAUUGAAACGCAUACAAACAUCAGCAGGGAUGAAUCUUUAGAGAACAUUCAAGUUGAUUCUCCAAUGUAUGUCUCAUUCCAAAUAUAUAAUUUAUUUCUCAAACUAAAAAAUGAGAUUUUACUAUGUGACUAUUUCGGGGCAUUAGAAAAUAUAGGCCAUGAUAAAUCUCUAAACACCUGUUCAUUCAAUUCUAAAGAGUUGCACAAUAUAUAUAUGCUUGCAUAUACAUAUAUAUAUUUCACGUUGCACUUUUAGCGAAUUAAAGUAGGCAGUUAGUUUCCCGCCUCCGAAUGGACGCCGAAGUUCUAAAUAGAACUUCUUGUUACUUAAAAGAGAUGUUUUGUGAUAAACCCUCAAAAAAGUUUAUUGUUGGUCUACAUCACAAUGGAAUUAUAAAAUCGUUAUCAAUACGUUCUCAGAAAAUGAUAACCUGAGGCCAUAAUUUUGCUUUAUCAAAUGAUAAGUUAAGGUUAUGUUUACAUUUGUAAGAUACAGUUGAAGAAAUGUGAUAAUAAUUUUAGUUUGGUUUAAAACAAAUUUAAACUAAAAGUAAUUGUAAUUAUGGAAUCUUUGAAAAUAUUUGAUAAUUUUAAAAUCAGUGAUUUGGAUGAAGACUGGAUUCAAUCCAUUUGGAAUGGGGAGUUUAUGAUUUUCAAUGAACCACCUGAUGAAUAUCUCAUGUUUAUAGAAAGUGAAGACAUGAGAUUGCUUUUACACAAAUGUUAUAUUAUUGUAAAAGCCUGGUUAUUAGAAAGAACAGAUCACAAUGAUCCUGAAAGUUGUUUCGAAACAUCUUGGAACACAUUGAUUAUUAUGGAUGUAAAGGUGCGUGCAAUAUUAGCUGUAUUGGGUUAUAUAAUAAAAAAUGGUCAGAGUAAAGAAGCUGAUGAGAACUCAAGACAAUCAAGUCUUUAUGCGAUUAAUUUGUAUUUUAUAUUUCUGGCUGUUCCUGGUAGUAAUGCAUUUAAUGUAUUUCAUCCAAAUUUAUAUCAGCAUGCGAUAGAGACAAUUAAAAUACAUUCAGAACAAUUACAGCCAGUUACUAAGAAACGUAGGAAAUCAAUGAACUUAGACGAUUUAGUUGUUACUGAUGAGUUGAUGAAUGAAAACUAUGUCCUCUCACAUGAUGAGAAAGAAAUUCUUAUGAAAGAUUUGAAUACAAUUGUUUCCACAUUUAUUAUAAUGAUAAGAUCAUUCUGGUUUAAAGAUCACAUACGAUCAUUAGAUAUUACCAUUCAUGGAUUAGUUGAAGUUACAAAAAUAGAAGAUGAUUCUAUGCUCUCUCAGCACAUUAGAUACAGAGAUGAUACAGUGGUUUCAUUGUCACAGAAUGCUUAUGUAGCUUUAUGUGAAUUAUGCAGCAACAAACAUGGACCUAUUGACGUUACUAUAACAUUCAUAGCAAAAUAUAUAUUACCACGUUUCUUAUGCAAUCAUAUGGAUGUACAAAUGAAAGUAUUUACAAAUAUACGUGAAAAUACUAUACAUUUUUUAAAGAAUUUAUUAUGUAGAUAUGAGAAAGAUGCUACAAGUGCAAUUUUAACAUUAAUACAACACCUAAUGUUAAACUGUCCAGAUCGGCUGGAAGCACGACAAAGACAAGUUGGUAUUUUAGUAAAGCUCCUUGGAAUAUGUAAACAUGAUCUUAUAGUAAAGGUAUUUAGAAAUGUAAUAUUAUUGUCACAUCAUUCAAAAAUACCAUUUAGGUUGUUUGCUCAAGAACUUAUUGGAAAAUUAUUGAUUGAAUCCUUUUUAAUAAAUUGCAAUUUAAUGGAUAAUUUGAAAAUUAAGGCAAAAAGAAUAUUAUUUGCAACUGUAUUGAGUAGAUGUAUGGAUUGUUCAAGCAUGGUAAGAGGAAAGGCCAUUGCAAUAAUUGCUGAAUUCACAGAAUCUGAUAGUGAAAUAGAUAAGGCUAUGUUUCAAGCUAUUUUUAAUGAGUCUGAUCCAAAUAAGAAAUUUGUAACAUUUCAAGAAUUAAAGAAUGCUUUGUCUGAAAAUGUGGACUUAUUACCAGGUUCAAAUGUUUUGAUAAAAAUGCUCAUGGAGCGUAUAGAAGAUGAAAGAGCAAUGAUACGAAGAAGCACAUUACAAAUUAUGAAAAAUUUAAUUCUAAUGUUUCCAAAUUUAAUAAAGGAGGUUGUAUCUGUAAUAAGUCGUAGAUGCAGAGAUCCAGCAUUAUUAGUACGCCGUUUUGCAGUACAAGUGUUGUCUCAACUUUUACAGCAAUUCCCAGAUAAUUCUCAACUAUUACAUGAAUGGGUACAAACUGUCUUACCACAAAUAUUUGAUAUUGAAAUUAAAGUACAAGAAAAGGUGCUAGAAUAUUUACAAGAACUACUAUUAAAUAAAAUAAAAGAUGUUUCUACAAGUGCUGAUACUGAUACAAAUAGUUUACCAUGGAAAAUAUUAAAUACUUUAGCUAAUAUGAAAAUGAGAAAACAUUUAUCAAAAGCUUGUAAUAUGUGGGUAAAAAAUGGUGGUAUUAUUACUAAUUCAGUAGUAAAGAAUAUACAGUCCCAUAUUGGGACAAGUAAUAAUAUAGGUGCAUGGGUAUUUUUAGUAGCUUUGGCUGAAAAUACCAAGUUACCCAACAUGAACAAAUACAUUUCAAAUUACAAGGAAAUAUUGGAAUAUAAUAAUUUUUGCACAAGUUUAGUUUUACAAGUUUUAAGAUAUUCUUGGAAAUCUUUGGACCAUGAAGUUUUAGAACAUCUUCAUGUUUAUAUGUAUAAAUGCUUACAGCAAUUUAAAAUCAACUAUGGUUUGAUUAGUAUCUGUUUGGAUAUUAUAUACAAUAUAAUACUUUAUUUAAAUCCAGAUAAAGGUAAUAAUUUGUUGGAGCUGUACAUGCAAAAUUUGAUGAAGAUUUCAGAAACAGAAAUUGCAAAAAUUUUCAAAAAUGAAUCUGAAAUUGUUGAUACAGUACCUAAUUAUUUGAAAGCUAUGUUUACAUUGGGAAAUGCUACACUUUUAUGUACUUCUAAAAUUUCACCAUCAACAUUAAGAAUUUUACAAGGGAUGUUACUUGAAUGGGAAGCAUUACCAGAAGCAAUAAAAGAAAUAAAUGAACUACAACCAUCAGCAGUUGUUAUUCUUGGUCAACAAGCAGUGAGAGAUCGUGAAGUAGCAAAAGAAAUAGUUCCAAUAUUUGGUCGAUUAAUGAGACAAGAAACAAAUUUAGAUUCAGUUAUUCAUAUUGCCAUGAAAAUAAAUACUGCAAAAGCUCUGGCUGAUAUUUGCAUUAGAUUUACUGCAUUAGUUGAACCUUAUUUAUCGGAUAUGUGUGUAAGCAUGAAAGAUUCAAGUCCACAAGUACGAGAAGCUAUCAUGGUGAUAUUUAUUCAACUUCUUCUUGAAGAUUAUAUCAAAAUUAAAGGUCCAUUUUUUUUUCAUAUAUUAACAAUGCUGUCAGAUUCAGACAGCAUGAUCCGCGAAUUAACUAAUUUCCUUAUUGAAGAGAGACUUUUAACAAAGAAUAAAACUUUAAUAUCACAACAAUUUCUGCAAAGUAUAUAUCAUUAUAAUAAUUAUCGAUCCCAACAUAAAGUUUAUGACCUAAAGAUGCGGGAAAAAGAACGAAAAGCUUUAACACUUCCUGGCAAAAAGAAUGAAGAGAAACGGAAAAUAAUUUAUGAUUUCAUGUUAGAUCAUUUAGAUCCACCAGGGAAAAUAAAAUUACUUGUAAAAAUAACUAGUCAAAUACUUGGUGGAACUUGUGUUGAUUCAAUCAAUGUUAAAAAAGAGGAAGGUGUAGGUGUUUUAAAGGAUGCAUUAUAUGUAAUUGGUAAUAAACGUUUACGACCGUCAUCUUUUAAUAAACACAGUGAUGAUGAUCAACAAGAGAGUGAAGAAACUAUAGCUCAGACAGUUACACCUACUACUAAUGCUAUGGCUGUCAUCAUUGAGGGAAUAAAGAAGCAUGGCUUAGAAGUAUUGUUACCUGUAUUGAUAAAGCUUAGGAUAAAAUUAUCAGUUUCUAAAUCUACAUUAGAAAAUGAAGUAAAAAAACUAUUAGUUAAAACAUACUCUGAGUACAAUAAGGAUCAAUUAUCAAAUAUCUUAAGUGAAUAUCCUAACUUGGAAAAAGAAAUUGAGCAAUUUAAGAAGCAAUUGGAAGAUGUCAAUUCUAAUGAUGAGGAUUCUAAUGAAGAAGGAACAUCACUGCCAGAAACGAAUAAGCGAAUUAUAAGUGAGAAGAAUUCAGAUUUAACGGCGUAUAAAUUAUCUCCCACAAUUGUGAUAGAACGUGUUUCAGAUUCUCAAUUAUCAAACUGGAAGAGAGCAUUAGUAAAUCCAUCGUCGCGAACUACUCCUGUAAAUGGUUGGGAUUCAAUUCCUUUGGCUUCACCUUCAGAAUUAUUAGGUUCACCUACUCAACCUGGUCCUAGUACAAGCACACCCAAGUCAUUCAAAUACUUGGACUCAAAUGGUCACGUUACAAAAGCUAGAAGACUUUCCACUUUUUUUCAAGCUGAAAAUCUAUUCGAUAAUUUCCAGUGCCCGAUGGAAGAAGUUCAGUAUGAUAGCAAAUUAAUCAGUCUUAUAGAACCUUGAAUUAGCACAGGAUGAUUGUAUUAUUUAAAAGUACAUCAUAUACUUAUUUUGUUUACGUCAUCACAAUUUCAUCAUCAACAAGAUAUAUAAUUCUAUCAUAAAAACAACUUUGAAGGAUACAUACUAGCUGCAUCAAACGAAUGGUUCUAAUAUUUCGAUGUCGUGAAAACAUAUUUACAAUAGAAUGCGCUAAAUGUGUUCCGCGUAUCUUUCAAUACUAUAAGAUUUGCUUUAUACAUGUAUGUAUAUCUUUCUAAUGUACAUAUACCAAAAAAUAAAUAACGGAAUUUCUGCUCACA